Molecule: messenger RNA, 1369 nt
Organism: Pseudopodoces humilis (Tibetan ground-tit)
Lineage: Eukaryota; Metazoa; Chordata; Aves; Passeriformes; Paridae
Gene: DLX2
Product: distal-less homeobox 2
Biological process (GO): cell differentiation; embryo development; negative regulation of transcription by RNA polymerase II
Molecular function (GO): DNA-binding transcription factor activity, RNA polymerase II-specific; RNA polymerase II cis-regulatory region sequence-specific DNA binding
Source: RefSeq, a predicted model, not a curated record
AUGACGGGGGUGCUGGAGAGUCUGAUGCCGGACAUGCACACCAGCCAGAUCUCCGCCGGCAGCUACCAUCAGCACGGCGGCCUGCACAAGCCGCAGGAGUCCCCCACGCUGCCCGUCUCCACGGCCACCGACAGCAGCUACUACACCAACCAGCAGCACGGGGCAGCGGGCGGGCCGCCCUACGGCCCCGUGAGCUCCUAUCCCUACGCGGGCGGCAGCACCGCCCCCUACUCUGCCAAGGCCGCCUACGACGUGGGUUACGGGGGCGCCUACGGCUCCUACGGGCCCUACGGCAGCAGGGCCUCUCCAGCCAACAACGACUCUGCAGAGAAGGAAGACUGCGAGCCGGAGAUCAGGAUCGUAAACGGGAAGCCGAAGAAAGUGCGGAAGCCCCGGACCAUCUACUCCAGCUUCCAGCUGGCGGCUCUGCAGCGGCGCUUCCAGAAAACCCAGUACCUCGCCUUGCCCGAGAGAGCGGAGCUGGCGGCCUCCCUCGGCCUCACCCAGACGCAGGUAAAGAUCUGGUUUCAGAACCGCCGCUCCAAGUUCAAGAAGAUGUGGAAAAGCGGAGAGAUCCCAGCGGAGCCGCCUCCCCGCCGCAGUUCUUCGCCGCCGUCUCCCUCCUCGCCCCCCGCCUGGGACUUCGCUCCGCACCCACGAACCGCAGGCGGCGCCGGCACUGCCAGCCCCAGCCCCGCCGCCGCUUUCCUCGGUAGUUACUCGUGGUACCCUCCGGCCCCCGGCGGCCCGGCGCAUCUGCCGGCGGCCGCUCCUCUCCCGCAGCCGGCGCAGCCCCCGCAUCACCACGGCAGCGGCAGCAUCUUCUAGACUCUGUAGAGACUUGAGCCCGCGGGCCGCACCAGGCGGCCGCGGGACACCGACGUGUAGCACUGGUGUUCUGGUGAAGCGUGGCUCCGGCCCCGGCCACCCCGGCGGAGAGGAACCCCUCCGCGCCCCGUCCCGCCCCGUUCCACCGGCGGUGGGGCCCGUGUGCAUUCGACCCCGUGGGGUACUCCCUCCCGCCGUGAAAACAACCACGCUGCGGAACAAGUACUCAUCUCCCUCCCUCUUCGUCUAUCUUCCACCUCUUCCCCGGCAUUUUCAUCAAACCACCGGUGCAGAACUCUGGUUAACUUUACUUUUUAUUUUUUUAAAGUUGAUAGGUGCCUUUGCGGAUAACCUCACUUAAAUGUUGGGGAUUAAAAAAUAAAACGAUUAAAAAAAAGAUAAAUAAUUUUUAUAUGUAGAUUUAAAACAGAAGCCUCCCGUGUUUAAGGUAUACCUUUUAGCCGUGAACGAAACCGUCCGGCGGGGGCGGGGGCCGGUCGCAGGUGGCGGUGCCGGCGCGGCUCCGGCCCGUGCGCUGCCU